GAAAUUCUGUCAUCACUAUUUGCCGCGCGUGCUGGGAAAAAACGUGCGCGUUUAUUCGUCGCAUAUUGUAUAGAUAAUUCCUGAAUUCCGGGUACUCCUGUCUUCGAAUUCGAAUCCCCAAAGAUGUGGCCGCGAUUUGGCAUUAAAAUUGGCAACAGCACGCUCUGCAUCGCCCACGUGCGCGCCGAUGGCAAGGCGGAGGUGAUCGCCAACAAACAGGGCGACCGAGUGUCCCAGGCGUGCCUUUUAUGGGACGGCGUAUCGGAGAUCGAAUGUGGCCUUACCGCCAAGCAGAAAAUGGCCACGCGCCCGCGUCAGGCUGUGGCCCACAGCUUCCAGCUGCUUCAGCCCAAGGAGCACCUCAACGAGGAGAAAUUGGCCAGUGCGCUGCGCGAAAUACCCUGCGGUUUUGACAAGGAGGAACUGGUGUUCCGCAUGGAGCACACGGUACCCUCGGAAAAAGAAGAUCAAGAUGACCGGGUUGUGACCAAGGACCUCAGUGCCUAUCAGGUGACGGUGGAGCUGUUGCGCGCCGAACUGGAGCUGGCUCAUCAAUACCAUACGGACGGGGAGCAGGCGCCUAUCGCCGUUCUCUCCAUACCCAGCUACUAUCCCGCCCCAGCUUACAAACUUCUAGCGGACGCAGCGAAAUCCGCCGGAUUUCACGUUGCCCAAGUUAUUGCCGAACCCACGGCCGCCGUUCUGGGCUACAGCAUUGGUGAAGAGCAAACGGAACAGCGCCGGCAUGUUUUGACCAUUAAGUGCGGAGGUCUUUAUAGCGACAUCGCGUUCUAUGCUGUCCAAAACGGUUUAUUUGUUCAGCUGGCCACUUUCGGGCCUUUCCCUAUUGGAGGCCGUCAGUUCACCGAAGCUCUGGUGCAAUUUAUCUGCGAGGAGUUCCGCCGGAAGUACAAGCUUGAUCCUCACGAAUCGCGUCGCUCGCUUGCGAAGAUCCGCACUGCCGCCGCCAAUUGCAAGCACAUCUUAACCACAAUGCCCUCCACGCAACUUUAUAUCGACUCCCUGAUGGACGGUGUUGACUUCAAUGCACAGAUGUCACGCGCCCGUUUUGAGAGCCUCAUCCAGCCGGUCAUCAACAACCUCCUCCAGCAGCUGAGCGAGUGUGUAGAGCAGGCGCAAAAGGAGCAUCCGGGCUUGAGUAGCAUAGAUGACAUCGUGCUGCUGGGCGCUACCAUGCAGAUCCCGAAGCUUCAGGCAGCUGUGGGAGCCCGUUUCCCCGAUGCCAAGCUCCACAACAGCCAUUCAGCGGACGAAGUAGUGGCCAUCGGCUGUGCUCGCCAAGCUGUCUGCUUGAUUGACCCCCUUGAACAGCAGCUUCACAAAGACGAUGACUGUGUGGUGGCCGAGGAUGAUCUUUACAUAUGGCACGGAAAUGAUGAGGCCAACGCCAAGUUGGUUCUAAGCAGGGGUAGCGUACUACCCGCCAAAAUACGGAUAACACUGCCUCAAUCUGAAGGGGGAAAGGGUGAUGAAGAAGGCAAAGGAACCGCUUCAUUUAAGCUGCGCACUGGAGAGAGCGAAAUUCUGGCCAGCCUACCUGACAGCACUACGCCUGAGGAUGGACUUUAUCAGUUGGAGGUUGAGGUGGACCUGGAGGAUAAGGACGGCAACGUGGUGCCGCUGGUGCGACUGCGCUGUAUAUGAGAACCGGAAUCUACCCGGAAACCGGUGCGCUGUCGCCUAGUCUAUUUAUUGUUGAUAGCCUAAUGAUUAUGAUACAAACCCAAAAUAAAGAUAAAUAAGAGAGCGGCAAACGAAAA
Messenger RNA from Drosophila eugracilis, 1781 nucleotides. RefSeq names its product heat shock 70 kDa protein 14. The transcript has a single exon. Gene Ontology annotation, biological process: protein folding. Gene Ontology annotation, molecular function: ATP binding; ATP-dependent protein folding chaperone. The record is from RefSeq and is a predicted model, not a curated record. Lineage: Eukaryota; Metazoa; Arthropoda; Insecta; Diptera; Drosophilidae. Gene Ontology annotation, cellular component: cytosol; nucleus. The coding region runs from base 124 to 1665 and encodes 513 amino acids.